GGGGAAGGAGGAGGGGCAGGGGGCGAGGCGACGGGUCGCCGGCCGGCAGGCAGCAGCGAGGCGAGCAGAGCAGAGCAGAGCUCCCGCUCCGAGUCACCAACAGCCGCUGUGUAUUUAUUGUUAUCUCCCCCUCACCCGCUCGGCUUUCACUAUUUAUUGCCCCACCCGCAGGGCGUCUGUCUGUCUCUGUCUGUCCGUCCGUCUGUCUCGUCUGCUCAUGGCCAAGUGGGGCGAGGGCGACCCGCGGUGGAUCGUGGAGGAGCGGGCGGACGCGACCAACGUGAACAACUGGCAUUGGACAGAGAGAGAUGCCUCAAGUUGGUCAAUAGAUAAAAUUAAAGCACUGUUGCUGGCAGUCAGUGUAGAAAAUGAAGAGGGAACGUGCAAUGUGACGGAAGUGAGCAAGAUUGAUGGGGAAGCGUCAAUUAACAAUAGAAAAGGCAAGCUGAUAUUCUUCUUUGAAUGGAACAUCCAGAUCUCCUGGACGGGACUCUCCAAGAAUGGAAUUAAAUACAAAGGAACUGGAGAAGUACCAAAUCUCUCUGAUGAAAACGAUCCUGAUGAAUUAGAUAUUAAUAUUUCACUCUCAAAAGAUGAGCCUGACACAAAGCUACUAGCUUUGAUGAAAAAGGAAGGUGCAAGUAACAUCAGGAAGGCGCUUGCUACCUACAUCGAGACACUGAAAACUGAAUUUACUCAGGGGAUGAUUUUACCAACAAUAAAUGGAGUUCAGAAGGAAACAUCUCAGCCCAAACCUAAGAUCGAUGUGAAGGCCACGGUAAGGCAGCAAUGCAGGAUCCCGAGUGAUCAUCGUACUUCAGUCGGGGUAAAAAUCCCAACUUGUAAGAUCAAUAUAAUGGACCGUUUCCGGACUUCAGUUGACGAGCUGUACAGGAUCUUUGUGACACAAGAGCUGGUUCAGGCUUUCACACAUGCACCAGCUUUUGUUGAGGCGGAGAAGGGAGGAAAGUUCCGACUCCUUGAUGGGAGCGUGAAUGGAGAAUUCUUAGAUCUGGUUUUCGACGAGUCAAUUGUUAUGAAGUGGAGAUACAAGUCUUGGCCGGCCGAACAUUACGCAAUCAUAACGUUGACUUUCUGCAACAAGGAUGAUGAGACGGAGCUACAGGUGGAGUGCAAAGGGGUGCCUGUGGGCGAGGAGGAGCGGACAAAAGAAGGCUGGAAGCAUUACUACUUCGAGGGCAUAAAACAGACUUUUGGAUACAAUGUCCGCCUGUUCUAGAGACCUGUCCAACUGCAAACCUCCUAGCUUAAUGUAAUGUACAAGUACAGAAAAGCUUUAGACCCUUUUGUUCAUUUCACAUUCAGUUCAUUCUUUUUUUUCCAAUAUUGAUCAUUCAAUUUGCAACAAUAAUCACAAUAAUGGACACCCUAAGUGAACAACUUGCCCAGUUGUGGGUUCCAGGUACACUUUUCUGCAGCAGCCAAAAGCCAUUCAGUAUACAGUCUAGUUACCAUCUCAUGGUGGGAAUGUUUUAUUUUGCAGGUUGGUGUAAUUUGUGAAGUUUCACGGUCAUGACUGUUGUUCAUUGGGAAGUUCUUUAUGACUUACUGAAUUCCAAGUUCCAUGCAAGAAUUUCCCACUAUAUGGUAUGUGUCAGACGAGGCAUUGUCACUAUUGUUGAUACCAUUGUUGAUAUCAGUUGUUUUCUCUAAUAUUAGAGGAACACUUGGUGAGUUUAAAUGGAGAAAUUCUUUUUUUCCUUUAACUUACUUAAACUACACGCUGCCUCCACCCAAGACUCAAGAUGAAACCUGUGUACUUUGUUCAGAGAAAACGGGUUUUUUAAUGAAUUGUUCAGGAAAAGCAAAUCUGACCUGUUACCUCUUACCUGGGGUUCAUUGCUUAGUGAAUAAUGAGUGUGCCAGUGAAGGGAUGAAAUAAAAGCUAGAAGUGGAAGAAAUCGUGAACAGUAGCAGUUUUUUUUAAUGUAAUCGGGUCAAACGGACCUGGGUUGAGCGAAUGUGUUCUGAAUAUUAAUGCACAGCUAUUGACCAACCUUUGGUUGCUUUUGCAUGUGUCAGCUUGUGGUUAACCAAUUAGGUUGUCAUUCUGUGUUUCUCCAAAAAGUUGGGCCCCUUCUGAAAGGCUGAGCCCAGUUGAAAAUAAUCCACCUGGUGAAAGCAAUUGUGCCUUUUUUUAAAAAAAAAAGCAGCCCCUGAGGUGCAGAAUCGAGUGUCUUGUAAAUACUGUAUUAGUCAAGAGUCAAAUUGGAAUAAGGAGAUUUGGAUUUAAGGACUUUGAAAUAUUGGCAGUGAAACUUGCUGCAAUUGUAGAACUGCACUGCUCUAGUCCCAGACAAUAGGUUAGAUUGUGUUUGAUUGUGUUUGGUGGGUGUGACACAUGCAUUGUGCUUUUUGAUCUAGACGUUGAUCUGCCCUGUGGAUGACAUUAGGUUGACCAUCUCAAUAGCGACAGUUGUACAUGACUACCAGAAGAAAAGGCAUAGGCUGGUUCUCUAUCCUAUCCUAUGUACAUAUUGUCUCCACGUACUUUAUUAAAUACAAUUUCUACUUAAA
Messenger RNA from Callorhinchus milii (elephant shark), 2538 nucleotides. RefSeq names its product AHA1, activator of heat shock protein ATPase homolog 1b (gene ahsa1b). Lineage: Eukaryota; Metazoa; Chordata; Chondrichthyes; Chimaeriformes; Callorhinchidae. The coding region runs from base 218 to 1240 and encodes 340 amino acids. The record is from RefSeq and is a predicted model, not a curated record. Gene Ontology annotation, cellular component: cytosol. Gene Ontology annotation, molecular function: protein-folding chaperone binding; ATPase activator activity. Gene Ontology annotation, biological process: positive regulation of ATP-dependent activity; protein folding. The transcript has 9 exons.